CACACAUCCAUCUAUUCACACACAUCAUAUAUAUAUAUACUCGUAUAAAACUAAAACACCAAUAUUUACGCCAUAAUUCACACACACAUUAACGAUCGAUCAACCACUAUGACCUCACCACCGACACCGCCGCCGUCACUCAAACUCCGGCUAAUGUGCAGCAACGGCGGCCACAUAGUCCCAAGACCACAUGACAAAACAUUAUGCUACAUAGGUGGCGAAACACGUAUAGUAUCAGUCGACCGUCACACCACCACACUCCAUAACCUUAAACACAUUCUUUCAAAAACCUUAAACCCACCAACGACGUCGUUUUCACUUAAAUAUCAACUUCCUUUAGAAGACCUUGAUUCAUUAAUAUCCUUAACUAAUGAUGAUGAUUUAGAAAAUAUGUUUCAAGAGUCUGAAAGAUUGUUGUCAUUAUCAAAAAUCAAUAAUUCAUGUUCUUCUUCAAGGAUCCGUUUGUUUAUAUUUCCGAAUAAUCCGGACCCGGUUGGUGGGUCGGGUUUUGAAAGUUUGAGUAAAUCUGAUGAUUGGUUUGUUAAUGCAUUGAAUGGUGCUGACACGUCAGCUUUGUUUUCUGAUACUUCUUCUUCUUUGGUUAAUUGUUUGCUAAAUUUGGAUGAUAAUGAUGAGAAAAUAGUAAAUUGUAAAAGUGUUACUGGGAAUGGGUCGGGUCAGGACGUGAAUUCGGUACCCGGUUCACCCAUGAUGGAUACGACAUCGUCGUUUGGGUCGGGUUCGUCCAACCCGUCUAUUGUUAACUUGCGGCCGAUUAGAGUAAAAGCUAGUGAUGUGGUUAUGGGUUCCCCUGUGACGGCGGACCCUGAACAGUCCGACCCGUUUCUGUUUUAUCAGGAACGAUCGGAGCAGAAAGUUGAGCAAAAACAAGUUACGGGUUUUGAUUUGGCUUCCACGGAUUUACUUUUGAGUGAUUCUACCAUAAGCAAUCAAUUAUCCCGACUACAAGUCCAACCUUCUAGUAAAUAUAACAAUCAAGUUGAUCCAAUUACCCCUAAUCAAAAUACUAGAAUUCAAAUUAUUCAACAAAAACAAAAUUCUCCACAACAAAAUUAUCCUUGUUUAUUGUCAAUGCCAAGUGCCCAAAUUGACAGACAACAUAAUCCUCAUAUACACAACCAGCAACAAGUGCAAUAUAUUCAACCACCUCAAUACAUCAACCACCACCACCCUUCUGGGGCCGUUGCGCCACCAUCUUACUACCAACAAUAUUCUCCCCGACUGCCAACGAAUCAGCAAAAUUUCGUGUAUUAUGUUCCCACUAGACAGCCAACCCAAGCGUAUAAUUUUCCAUUGCAACAAUCUCCUGCUCCCACCACUCCGAAUAAUCAAGCUGCCACGAAAGCUGCAUUUCCAUCAAGCGCUUACGUAGCAACGAAUUCAGGUAGUCCUAAACUUGUCCGGGUUCUUUCUGGUCGUCAUCAAUACCAGCCUCAAUAUGUCGGGUACUCUGAGAUUAAUCACGCGUCUCAGCCUCAAUACACGCAAGACAGGUGAUUUUCGACGAUGUACUUGAUGGAUCUUGUUUAUUUCCUUCUCAUUGUAUAAUUGUAUAAUAUGGUGUUUAUUUUGUUUCUAAUAUUGGUUUGUAUAGAUAUAUGGUAUGUAUAUGUAAUGGGUUGUAGAGGUAACUUGAAAAAGUUAGUACCUUUUUCUUGUUUGAUUUGUGUACAAUUAUUCUGCUAGUUGAAACCA
Erigeron canadensis is the source of this 1716-nucleotide messenger RNA. RefSeq lists its product as uncharacterized. Lineage: Eukaryota; Viridiplantae; Streptophyta; Magnoliopsida; Asterales; Asteraceae. Gene Ontology annotation, molecular function: protein binding. The transcript has 2 exons. The record is from RefSeq and is a predicted model, not a curated record. The coding region runs from base 109 to 1518 and encodes 469 amino acids.